CCAACUGUUCUGCAUCCAGUGAUCCGGUGUCCAUCAACUCAGUCUCCGUCCGGCGAUCUAACCCACAUCGUGAGGCACCUCGUGAGUGAUCGUCCCCAGUGCUCAUUUACAGUGGAAGUUUGGAUACCAUACACAACUCGCCGUUUUUUUUUGCUCUUUUUGGAUGAAGUGAUCCCACCAUAUCCGGAGAUGAAAGGAUCCGAGGUCGCUCUAACUAUCAACGGAGUGCUGUACAAAGUUCCAGAAUCCCUACCGGCGGACACUACGCUCAAUGAAUUCAUUCGGACAGCAGCCCACCUCAAAGGCACAAAAUUCAUGUGCUUGGAAGGGGGCUGUGGUGCCUGCAUUGUCACAGCCAAGAGGAAAGAUCCUGCCACUGGAAAAGACUUGAUUUUUGCAGUCAAUUCGUGCCUAACGCCCAUUUUUGCUUGUCAUGGGUGGGCCAUUACAACUGUUGAGGGAAUUGGCAGUAAAGCAACUGGCUACAAUAAAGUUCAAUCUCGUUUGGCCAGUUUCAGCGGAACACAAUGCGGUUAUUGUUCGCCUGGAAUGGUUAUGAACAUGUACAGUCUGAUGAAAGGAAAUGAGCAAGUUACAAUGAAAGCAGUCGAAAAUUCUUUUGGUGGCAAUAUCUGUCGCUGCACUGGUUACCGACCCAUUCUCGAUGCUUUCAAGUCACUUUGUACCGACUCGCCGAAAGACUUCUAUCCAGAUAAAUGUGCUGACAUUGAGGAUUUUCCAAAAGUUUGUCCCAAAACAGCAGAAAUUUGCACGAAAAUUUGCAACGACAAGAACCGUUGCCAUACAGAUGAGCACUUCAACGAGGAAUAUGACUUCCUUUAUGUUGAUAACUUAGCCCUCUCGUUAGCAAACAAUACUAAAUGGUACAAAGUUGAUGGCAAGAAAGAAAUCUUUGAGAUUUUUGACAUGAUUGAUGAUCCUCAAUCUUAUCAGCUGGUCGCAGGGAACACUGCACAUGGUGUCUAUCGCAACAGUGAUUUUGAUUUCUACAUCGAUAUCAACAGUGUAGCUGAACUAUCAGACUGGAAUCUUCAGGAUAACGCCCUGAAUCUUGGUGCCAAUAUUACUUUAACAAAAGCAAUGAGCAUUUUUGAGAGUGUGUCGAAGAAGUAUCCCAAAUUUAGUUAUCUGAAAGCAUUUGCUGAUCACAUUGAUUUGAUAGCUAAUGUGCCUGUCAGAAAUGUUGGAACUCUGGCUGGCAACUUGAGCAUCAAGAAUCAACACACUGAAUUUCCAUCAGACAUCUAUCUGAUGUUCGUUACAGUCGGUGCCAUGUAUACCUAUGAGACACCCAUGGGAUCCUCUGAUAUAAGAGAGGUUGAAGAACUCAUUGAAACUGAUAUGAGAAAGAAAUUGAUUACAUCUUUUGUCCUUCCUUCAUUGGAUGAUUCUUACAUCGUAAAAACUUACAAGAUCAUGCCCCGCGCUCAAAAUGCGCAUGCGUAUGUUAACGCAGGCUUUAAAAUUAAGCUAGGUAACAAGGACACUAUGACUGUCAGUGAAGCCAGUAUCGUAUAUGGUGGCAUCAGGCGUAACUUUGUGCAUGCUUCUCAAACAGAGAACUUCUUGGUUGGGAAGAGUUUGUUGGAUUCUCAUGUAGUGCAAGGAGCUCUCGAUAAACUCGCCUCUGAAGUAGAUCCUGACGUUGUUUUGACGGAUGCCUCUCCUGCUUAUCGCAAGGGCCUAGCUCAAUCCUUAUUUUACAAGUUUGUCUUAAGUCUUAAACCGACCUCUAUCAGUCCUAAAUACCGCAGUGGAGGUGAAAAACUAGUUCGUCCUCUCUCAUCCGGAAAACAGAGUUUUGACUCUGAUGAAAAGAUGUGGCCUGUGAACAAAGCAAUGCCAAAAUUGGAAGCAUACUCACAAUGUUCAGGAGAAGCGGAGUUCUCGAACGAUGUUCUUGCACCACCAGGUGAACUGUAUGGCGCCUUCGUCUUAGCACCCGUUGGACCAGGCAUACUUGAUUCCAUCGACACUAGUGCUUCUAUGGCAAUGAAUGGAGUAAAAUCCUUCUUUUCUGCCAAGAACAUUCCAGGUCUCAAUUCUUUUACACCAGUGGAUGCAGCAACUGGAGCCCAGGAAAAUGAGCUGCUCUUUGCCGAGAAAGAGGUGCUGUUUGCAGGACAGCCUGUGGGACUUCUAAUUGCCACGAGUCAACACUUAGCAAACAAAGCAGCUAAGAGGGUUAAAGUGCAUGUGAAGGAUGUUAAGAAACCUUUGACAUCAACGCAAGAAGUUUUGAGCUCUGGAGACAAGUCGCGAAUCAAACCCAUUAAAACAGUCGAGAGGAAGCUCGAAAAUGCUGCAAGUGGGAAGAAUAUUAUCAAAGGAGUGUUCGAAAUCAAAGAGCAGUACCACUUCACUAUGGAAACGCAAGUUUGCUUGGCAGUUCCAACUGAGGAGGGCUUGGAUGUUUACCCAUCUUCCCAAUUCCUCUCCAUGAUUCAGAGGAGCAUCUCUCAGUGCCUCAAACUCCCUGAAAACUGCAUCAAUGUGCAGAAUAGGCGCGUAGGCGGAGGAUAUGGCUCCAAAAUUUCUCGAAAUUCUCAGGUAGCCACUGCUUGUGCAUUGGCUGCUUAUAUCUUGCGUAAGCCGGUGCGAGUCAUGCUUACCAUUGAGACGAACAUGCAAUCAGUUGGCAAACGCAUACCUUGUUUGUCCACCUAUGAGGUGUCUGUAGAUGAUGCAGGAAAAAUUCAGUAUUUGAACUUGGAUAUUCACCAAGACCUUGGUUCUUCCUGGAAUGAAAAUGCUGUUUCAGGGACAUUAGCAUUUUUAGCGAGUGGCUAUGAUUCGAGAACUUGGAAUAUCAAUGGUUUUGCCGUUAGAACAGACAAGAGUAGCAACACAUGGUGCAGAGCUCCAGGUUCUGCAGAGGCUAUAGCAACUAUUGAGCAUAUUUUAGAUCACAUCGCAACUGUUUUGAAUAAAGAUCCAGUAGACGUCCGCACGGCUAACUUCAGUGAUGACUACAAGGAACAGUUGGUCGCAAUGAUCACUCAACUGAAAGAAACUUCUGAUUUUGAUAACCGAAAACAACAGAUCAAGGAGUUUAAUGAGAAAAAUAGAUGGCGGAAAAAGGGAAUUAGCCUUGUGCCAAUGAGGUACCCAAUGGGGUUAUGGGGCAACUACCACGCAUUGAUAUCCAUCUAUCAAUCUGACGGAACAGUUUCAAUUGCUCAUGGAGGGAUUGAAAUGGGUCAAGGAAUAAACACAAAGGCUGCCCAAGUGUGUGCGUAUAAAUUUGGAAUCGAUGUCAGUAUGGUGAAAAUUAAGCCAACAAACGUCCUCACAGCUCCAAAUAAUGCUGUCUCAGGGGGCAGUAUGGCUAGUGAAGCUGUUUCUUUGGGAGUGAUAAAAUGCUGUGAUGUACUUUUGGCUCGUCUUGCGCCCAUCAAGGCCAAACUGGGUCCAGAUGCAGAUUGGCAGAAGAUAAUCGGAACUGCUGCAGCUGAAAAUGUUGAUCUCUGUGCAAAUUAUAUGUAUACAAAUAAAGACUUCGGGGAAAAGGUGUCAUCAUACGAUAUCUUCGGAGUUGCUGCUCUAGAAGUUGAAGUAGAUGUUCUUACUGGAAACUAUCUGAUCCAAAGAUGUGAUAUCAUUGAAGAUGCUGGUGUGAGUUUAAGUCCUGAAGUUGACAUUGGGCAAGUUGAGGGCGCUUUUGUGAUGGGUCUUGGUUAUUGGUUAACUGAAGAGAUCAUUUUUGACCCAAACACUGGCAGUGUGCUCACAGAUAGAACCUGGAAUUACAAACCUCCAGGAGCAAAAGAUAUUCCCGUCGACUUGCAUGUGACUUUGCUGAAGAAUGGGAGCAAUCCAGUCGGAGUUCUUCGAUCCAAAGCGACAGGCGAACCACCGUUAUGCAUGAGCUGCGGAGUUAUGUUCGCUCUUCGAGAUGCCAUUAACUCAUCGCUCGCUGAUGCUGGAAAACAGAAGCAGUGGAUUGAUAUCAAGGUUCCAUUCACACCGGAGAAAGUAUUCCUGGCUGCGUCUGCUGGUACACAAGAAUACAAACUGUAAGAGAGUCCGUGAGCAGGGUGGCUGCACCUUCCUGGUAGACUUACAUUUAAAUUAUUUCAUGUAGAGAUGGGAAGUGUAAGUUUAGUACAACUAAGUCUGUGGAAAGUAAGAGCUUUUAAUUUCCAAGCUUAUGUUUUUCUGCUGUCUUAUCUUUUGAGCAAGUGUGCAUGGGUAUGGCAACUUCUCUCAAGUCAAAAAGUCAUGGCAUUUCGCAUGAAGAUUCAGGGAUAAGUCAGGGAAUUUCAAGAUUCUAAACUUUUAGCCACUCUGAAGAGGUUUCACCCUGCCAUUAUUUUCAUUCCAUAAUUCAUUCAAUCAAAGGUUUAUGCUCAGCAUGGAUCUUCUGCCUCAAACUUUGUUCGUCCAAGGAAACUUACUAAGUUUUUGAACGCAUGUAUCCUAAUUUUAUGCUCAUAAAAAUCCACUCACUCCAUCUUGGUUGGAGUCUUGUUUUUAUAGACAGCCAACAAAACAAAAACAAAAAAUCUCUCCCGUCCAAAAAAUUUUAUUGUAACUUUUCAAAAAUCUAUUUUUUAAAGUUUGUCUUGCAGUUGUCAAGUUUGUUGAUUCGUGAGUUGGUAAUGAUGGUAUCCAAUCUUCCUUGUUGUGUCUAGAUCCCAGUAUUUUAAUGUUAAUUUCCAAUUUCUGUUAUUGUUAAGUUUGGCUCAUAUUUUUUAAUUUGUAUUUAAAAUGAAGAAAUAAAUUCUUCUAUAGUGUAUUCACAAUACUUGUAACAAUAUUAUCCAUUUAAUAUAGAAGAUAAAAGUUACCUGAAAUUUGCUUUUUGCUUUUUAUAAAUUGUAAAACCUUCUGAUGAAUAAAGUAUUCUCUUUACAAA
Bemisia tabaci is the source of this 4879-nucleotide messenger RNA. RefSeq lists its product as uncharacterized. Gene Ontology annotation, molecular function: oxidoreductase activity; iron ion binding; FAD binding. Lineage: Eukaryota; Metazoa; Arthropoda; Insecta; Hemiptera; Aleyrodidae. The record is from RefSeq and is a predicted model, not a curated record.